UGCGCCACGAGCAAUCACGAACAUCGUCGUCGUUACCGUCCGACUGUGGAACCUUCCAGACGAAGACAUCGCACAGCGACGUUCCGCUGACAGCUUUACGCCUUCUUAGUAUCAUGGGUCAAAUCUUCAUAACCCCUAGUCAAGACGAAGAUUUACAAACACGACUGCACGAACGUCGAGGCAGUCCCAGCCCUUCACCUCAGCCACAACCCCCCGAGACGCGCCCCGCAGAACCAUCUCCUCCGGAAACAACAGCCCCGUCGACCUCCAGAGGCAUUCCAACCGUCGUCCGGGAUGGCAAAAACAUAGAGGGCAAGACCGGUGCCAGCUCCGUAAAAAUGAGAAAGGGCGAAGAAGGUCCUUCUCGAACAAGUCCAUCCCCUCACGGGUCGAUGACUGCGUUGCCACCAGAUAGCAAAUCGCAGGAACCCCUGGUGCCCAUUCUGGUGAAGACGGGUACCCCACCCCUUAUGACGGCGGGGUCAGAGGGUCCCCAAGGUAAAGCGAUCGCUGCUAUGCCAAACGCGAGUUCAACGCCGCCAUUUCGGCCAGACCAAGCACCGGAACGCCAUCAUAGCAAUCCGAGGCGCGACGCUCUUGCCAUCCGGCGUCCGCCCUUACUAGCUCCUGUGUUGACCUGCUGUCUGGUGGCCAUAUUUGGAGGGGGCGUCUUGGGCUACAGUGUCUACUACCUCUCCAUACAACCGGGAAGCCCUCAAGAGAAUGACUUGAACCACUUUCUACACGACAACAUGAGCGUAGAAUCAUCGGCCAAUGCGACGUGGGCCACGAGAGCAAAUCCCGCAAAGAAUAUCUCUUCUGCCAAGUCCGUGACAGAACCUGAAUUGAACAUUGCUUUGGUACUUGGAUAAUUCACCGACGCUGCAAAGAUUUAAUGCCUGAUGUUAAAUGAAAUGUCCGAUA
Molecule: messenger RNA, 924 nt
Organism: Ornithodoros turicata
Lineage: Eukaryota; Metazoa; Arthropoda; Arachnida; Ixodida; Argasidae
Exons: 2
Coding region: 114-872 (252 amino acids)
Source: RefSeq, a predicted model, not a curated record